GACGACUGUAUACCCGGUCCUGAGUUUAUCGACUUCUUUGUCUCCAAACACAACACAUAUCCGGAAGACGUGCUCUGUUUGAGAGGACAUCAGUUUUUGGAGCACAAACUCAAUGAACAAAAUCCGUCAAACUUUUGGAUAGAUUACGAGAAUCUGAGAUUUAUUUCGGACGAAAGACCGGAACAGUUGUUGCACUUCAUUCACGCAGACGUCUGUCUCAUCACUAAACAGGCCCUCCAGGAGUGCUCUUCAAUACCUGUUCCCGACUCCAGCUAUGCAUUGGUUGACGACUAUUGGAUGAGUUAUGUCUUGAACCAUAAAUUUAGUCGUAAACUUAGAAAACUCACCACAAGUAAUGUUCCCGAAGACAAUAUUAUCAAACGAACUGAAGACUCGGAUGAGAUUGGAUUAGCUCUGUAUACAAGACCUGAAGUAAUACAAACUAAAGUGAGAGUAUAUAUCCAUCAUAUGCUUCAGGGAUGGCCUCAUUGGGAGAGUAAUAAUGAAAACAACAUUAACUUGGAUGAGAGAGCUAUGAAAGUAUUGACUGAAAAUAAGAAGCGUUUUUGGGAUCAAUUGUUUGUUGGAUUUAAUAUUUCAUCCGAAAUAAGUGCAGAAAGUGUUGAAGUUUUGGCUGAAAUGGGAGUCAAAUGUGCGAGAAUAGGAGCCGUGGGUUUGGGAGAUAAAGUCGACUAUGAAUUCAAGGCAUUCCUCAACGAUAAGGACGAAGAGAUUAAACGAUUGAAACAAACGAUAUCUCUAUUGAAAUCGAAAGGUAUUCGAGUUGUUCUCACUCUUAAGAAUGGAUUGUCUUCUCCAGAGAUUUGGGAAUUCAUUGCAAAGAAUUUGUGUUCAGAGGAAUAUGUGGUCGGAUAUGAUCUCAUUAAUGAACCCUUCACUCAAUUGGAGAGUCAAUACGAGUUUGAAGACAAUGAUCCAGUUUUGGGUGAGUUUGGUAUCAGUCGAGAGGUGUCGGGCGCUCAUCAGUACUUGGACUCAAUUAUGAAGACCUGCAAAACAUAUGCCAUCUCUUCAUUCAUCUAUAGUUUUAGAGAUGAAGAAUGGGAUUCAAUGGACUACGAGUUGGGAACUGAUGUCUCGACCGGAACUCUCAAACAAGAAUUGUCUCAAAAUAUAUUAAUGCAAACUAUUAUGAAUGGCAUUAGAGAUAAUGUUAAGUAA
Molecule: messenger RNA, 1182 nt
Organism: Medioppia subpectinata
Lineage: Eukaryota; Metazoa; Arthropoda; Arachnida; Sarcoptiformes; Oppiidae
Source: the annotation of a GenBank genome assembly